Molecule: messenger RNA, 4846 nt
Organism: Centropristis striata (black sea bass)
Lineage: Eukaryota; Metazoa; Chordata; Actinopteri; Perciformes; Serranidae
Gene: arhgef49
Exons: 6
Coding region: 1-3456 (1151 amino acids)
Biological process (GO): positive regulation of Rho protein signal transduction
Molecular function (GO): guanyl-nucleotide exchange factor activity
Source: RefSeq, a predicted model, not a curated record
AUGGAGCCCUGCAUCGCCAACCUCCCCCUGUCCCCCGACCCCUUGUCCUCCUUUCCCCGACACAGACCCGGCGUCCCUCACUACCCGGGCUUCCAGGGGCAUCCCUACCCGCUCAUGGCCAGGUGUAACAGCAGCACCCUGCUCACUAACCUGGGGCUGAGGUACUGCUCCAACAGGCAGGGCCCUCUGGGGGUGGGGUCGGGUCAGGGGCUGGCCCCGGGCUCCUGCAACUACACCGGAAGCAACGGCAGCCGGCCUUAUAGGAGUAUGGAGAACCUGAACUGGAACACUAUGGCAGAUUCUGGUCUGUGUGCAUUCAGUGCUGCCCCCUACAGGAGCAUGGACAGUGAGUUUAUUUUACGCUACACCUCCAGUAGCCACUGGUUUGAUGGGCCCCCUGAUGGGUCUAUGGGGGCCCAUGGGUUGGUACCCAACCAAGAGAGCCUGGCGUAUUACCCUCGACACGGGCUGCCCAGGAAAGACCUGCCGCUCUUCCCUCAGCUGCUGUUUCCAGGUGGUGUCGACGAAUGGGACGCAAGGAAAGGCCUGCGGGAGAAACUCCGCCUCCAGAGUGCGAGGUCAUCACUUGAGCCUCUGAAGCCCCUCCCCUUGAGGCCUCAGGUGACCCCAGGUUCUGCACCCAUCAAUCAGGAGGCAAUGCAUCACAUGAACUCAACAAUCGCUGGGUGCAGGCCGAUGUGCACGAUGCGCCUCACCAGCCCCGAGGAGAUCAAGCAGGAGGUCCUCAGGCGUUUACAGCUCCGGCGGCAGAACAGCAGCCCCAACCUGGCUCUCCAAAGCUCCCCAUCGAGCCCGAAAGUGGUAAAGACUUCAUACACGACAGACAACAUUGCAGGUAACAAAAGUGGAUCAGACUCUGCAGCGGAGCACCGAAGAGCUCCUGUGGGACGCCUACACAUCCCUACGUUUGAGGAGUUUAAGAGGAUGAGGCAGAAAGAGGGAGAGCAGGGCAAAGAGUCCACAGCAGGUUCUGUGGUACCUGGGAAACCUGAGGCUGAAGCAGGAAUACCAGACAGUAAGAUUCCUCGUUGUGAGCAGCGAGAAGACUCGGAGGAGGUGGAUGGAGAAAAGAGCAGAGGGACGUCAGAGAGACCUCCCUGCACUAACAUCACUGCAGCUCCCACCUCCUCCUCCUCCUUUACCUCCACAUACUCUCCCAUCCGCACAGGCCCGUCUCCACGUUUGCCCCUGCAGCCUCUGGCCAGCUCAACUCAGGAGAAAGCCCCCGCCACCUGGGGAGAUGAGGGGAGCAGCAGACGUAGGAGGAGCAGCCUGGAACCAGCUGGGUCGGUUCCGUUCCCACCCAGCAGGGAGAACUGGGGUCGGCCCUCCAGCUGCUGCCCGGCGCUCCUUCUGGAGGGGACGGACCUUUCCAGCUACGGAGCCAAGAUCUAUAAGAUGAAGGACGGCCUCAUCGGCUCUGCACUGGACCUCAUCAAGAAGAGCUGCAGUGCAGAGAUCUCCGCCGAGGCCCCCGUCAGGCUGUCAGGUGACCGGGACGGAGGCUGUGACAUCACCGCCCCCUCGACCGACUGUCAGCCCUCCGCCGUUGCCAUGGCAACGUCGGCAACGGCCUGCGGAGCCGAGGCUGGCGACGAGACGCCUGCAGGAGGAGGAGGAGGAGGAAGAGAGGAAGCAGGAGAAUGCCACACCGGUCUGGGCUGCAGGCGCUCCAGCUCGGAUGCAGCCUAUGAGUUGGCUGAGACGGUGAGGGCGCAGCGUGAGUGCCGUCUCCGGCCACACUACAGUGAUCCCAUGCCAGCCGACGCCUCCAAGCGCAAACAGCUGGAGAUGAAGAUCGCUGCAGCCGCCCGACUCCACGGCCACCGCCGAGACCGAGACAGAGACCGAGACAGAGACAGCGCUCCAGCAGCUAUUCGUGGUCGCUCAGAGCCCCCUGGCGAGGAGCGCCAGGCGGGUCUGGGUGUGACUCGAUCCGGGCAGCACCGCUGGAGCACCAUCAGCAGCCUGAGCGUGGACAGCGGAGUGGUGGGCCUCAGUGAUGAGCGGGAGGAGGAGGACAGCGAGCCUCGCCGUUACCGCCGGAACCGGGGAGCCGAGGUGGAGCGGGUGGACAGCGGCAUUGGCCCGGGUCUGUCCCGCACCUGGAAGAGACCCUCCGCCUCCCUCAGAGCCUGGGAGGCCCAGAGACCCUGUCCAGACUGCGGACUGAGGGACGGGGCCUCCAAAGAGCGGGGAGAGCGCAUGUGUGAACGUUGCUCCAAGCUGCGCACCGAGCGCAAAGAAGCCAUCCUGGAGUUUCUGAACACAGAGUCGAGCUACGGUGAGGACCUGCGGAUCAUUAAGGAGGAGUUUUACUGCCCCAUGCAGAGUGCCGGCCUGCUGACGGCUGAGCAGCUCAUUGUGGUGUUCAGUAACGUCCAGGAGUUGAUAGACGUCAACGACCGCUUCACAGAGCACCUGCAGGACAGCAUCGACCAGGCCUUUGACCAGGGAGAUGAAGAUCUGCUGACAGUGUACAUCGGAGAGAUCUUUCUGGAGUUCGUCAACAUGCUGCCCGCCUUCCAGACCUACUGCCUGCAGCAGUCCACCGCGGUCAACAUGCUCAACACGCUGGAGAAGGAGAAAGAGCUGCUCAGAAUCUUCCUGGAUGUUUCCCAGAAUGACAACACGGCACUGCGUCGUAUGAACCUGCGCUCCUUCCUCAUGGCGCCCCUCCAGCGUGUGACGAAAUACCCGCUUCUGUUGAGCCGCAUCAUUAAGGUAACCCCAGAAUGCCACCCCGACUAUUCGCGUCUCCGUGAGGCGAAAAGUCGGGUGGAAUCCCAUCUGGAGCACAUCAACAUGAAGACCAAACAGGAGGGCAACGGAGUCACAUGGUCCCUCCGCUCGUUCCGCCGAGACAGCCGUAAAAACAGGGAGGUCAUCAACAUCGAAAUGCGAGAGGUGUCAAUGAAGACGGUGGGCUGGGCGAGGGAGAAUACUCGAUUCGUCAUGGAGGGACCGCUCCAGUUGUCCCAGCCAGCAGAUGGUCAGUGGGUGAGGAAAGGCAGCAAGGCACUCAAGUUCCAAAAUGUCCAGAGUCUGCUGAUGGUGAGGAUACAGCGGGCCGGGGAAGUCCCGGGACAGGGCACUGACUUGGCGGCACGGGGGGAUCAAGGAGAAGGCGGUGGCGACAGCAUACGAGACGGAGUGCUGGUCCUAAUCAAGGACAAGAGCAGCGGGAAGUUCACGGUGCUGAGGGAGCCAAUCCGUCUGGGUAACUGUGUGGUAUCGACGGAUCCGGACUGCGAGGACACAUUCGAGGUGCUCGAUAUUCGGCGGGAGUCUUUUGUCUUCCGUGCCUCGGACAAAUCUCGCACCCAGCAGUGGUUCCACCAGAUUAAGAGGUACACUCGAGACUUGGGCACCUGGAGGAAAAGACGCAACGCUUUGCCCAACAUCAUGAUCAACACGAACCAGACCCGCUCCUGAGACUAAACCCUCCCCCCGCCUUUGUUACACUGUAUAUAACCUGACUACUGCAAAACUAAACCGACAAAAAGAAGCAUUUCUGAGUGACAGCACUGUUAAAACAUGUUAGAUUUCAGUUUAAAAAAAAUCUUUCUCGUAAGGGUAAGAGAAAGAUACGGCACUUUUUUUCUUACAAAGCUAUAAGUGCGCCAUACUGUCAUUAAAUUAUGUAUAAAGAUUUAAAAGAAAAUAUCAGAUAUUUGGACAACCAAAAAAACUUGGGCUGUGCUUGUCAGCCUUGAUUGUAAAGACUGUUCGCUCUCGGAGGAAGAGAGCUGUUUUCAGUCAAUAAGGUGUGUCUGUUGAAAAGCAUGACUGACCAUGGCUGACUGCAAAAAAGAAAAAUUGUAAUUUUUUUUAUACAAGACAGUGGAUGGGGAAUUUGUUUUUGGGUAUGUCGAGGCGGAGAUGUCAAGAGCUUUGUUCAGUGGUUUAUGUUUGUUGUCACUGCCCUCUCCUGUCUGUGUGCUGCCCUCUACUGAGUGUUGGCAGUAGAGCAACUUUCACUGCCAGAGAUGCAGUUGAGCAGAGCCUGUCUAGCAGGCUGAGCAGACCUCCUGUAUCACUGUGUUUCAGUUACAAAAACAGCAAUAAUAUCUGCCAGUCCCAAAAUAAGUAGCUACUGUACAUGCAUUUAAUUUCCUAAGAUUUCCUCUGGUGUUCAGGUGUUAGUAUGUCUCAUGUGGCAGAUUGAACUCAAGUCUCAAAUCUAAUUAUGUUUGUCGGCAUUAAAGAUUCCCUCUGUCGCUCUGACACUGAGGAACCGGGAGUUCAAAUAAUCUCAGUGCCAUUAAAGCAGUUCGUGAAAAGUCUGGUCAAUCUCCUUUUAACUGUUUCCUGUUAACAUCAUGUCACACAGGUAAAGAUACUAGUUUUCCGUACUGUGUGUUAAGUGCAGAGUUUUUCAACCUUCCAUUCAGGACCACCCACUACGCAUAGAAAAAAUUUAAAAAUGUAUGUCAAAAUGAUCCCAUCCAAAACAAUUGUGUUUCAUGAUAUUAACACAAUAACAAAGGUAGCAAAAUCUGCUUAAACCCUACUUAAACCCAUAAAAAAAGUGCCAUUUAAACAUACUGGAAUCACUUCAAAUUACAUUUUGUAAAGAAAAAUAUUUAUUGUAGCACCAUUCUGCAGGCCGACGCCUCAUCUAUCUGUUGGUCUUUAACUUGGAAUCCAUAGUAUUUCCACAUUUUGAUAUUUAAAAAAAUGUGGGGGAUACAAGGCAAGCAGAGCAUUUUUAAGAAUUUCGAAUUAUUGAAAAUAUGUGAGCUUCCCCUGGUGACAAUUCAAAAUAAAUCAAGGCUUUCCCAAGUCUUUCAUAAUAUUUAUGAUUAUCCCAAUAAAAUAAAUU